Ooceraea biroi (clonal raider ant) is the source of this 1715-nucleotide messenger RNA. RefSeq lists its product as uncharacterized. The record is from RefSeq and is a predicted model, not a curated record. Lineage: Eukaryota; Metazoa; Arthropoda; Insecta; Hymenoptera; Formicidae.
CAGGUUUCUCUCUGCUAUAUGAUUCGUCUCGAAUGUGAAUGACGGGUUGCCGCUCUGCAGGCGCCGGCAAUCGUUUACCGGGUUGCGAGUAACAGGCGCUUCGGUGAAAGGAAUUUGUAAUGGCAUCUAUCAAAAUUCGUCGGAACUGUUUUCUAAGAACACACGACAUACGCACGCAGCCUGUUCUCCCAGUUUAGUGUUGAUUGGUUAUCCGCUCGUGAAAUGAGUACCCAUUCGUGUUACGCGUUGCUGUAUACGCUUCGGAGUAAUAGUUGAUUAAACAUUUGUACGUACACGGCGUUCGAUACGUCUGAAAAAGUUAACAGUAUGGUGAAUUUGGACGAGUACAGACAGCGUGUACGACAGAUCAGAAAAUACGCGAUCGAUCGUGAUGUCUCCGAGGCGCAAGCGUCAGAGAUAUUUCAAACUUGUUUUCGGCAAUUAGAGGCGAGGUACUCGAAAAAAUCGAAUAAGCUGUUGAGGAUUGUUCCGCCGAUCGUUUUGCUCGUCUUCGUCUCAACGGUAUUUCUACAACUGCACGAGCAAAAAUGGGUGAAGAGUGCAUUUAUCAGGAUCUCACAGAAUUCUAUUUAUCCUGCUUUGUACGUGUUGCGCAAAGUGGCGGUGCCCAUUAUCAGUUUAUAUCCCACGUUAUCCGAAUUGUACGAUGAGUGGUGUCUGAUAGAAAAUCCAUAUUUCUACGUCGAUGACAUGGAUUGCUGGCCCUGUACCGUGGUCCAUUCCGUACCAGAUUUGACUGGCCACAAUAUUAGUAGGUCAUUCAACCUUGGCAUACCAUACACUAGAGCUGAGAAUAAUACAAAAGUCAAAAUGAAGGAUCUAGUAGAAACGUAUCGGAGUAAUCAGGACAUCUUUGAUCAGGAUGCGAGAAGAAUUUUUUCUAGCAAUGAAACUUUUAAAAGCAUUCGCGACGUCAUGAACAAUCCAUUGGACACGCAUCCAACGGACUCGCGCAUGACACGUAUCAUCUGGAGGGUGAAUCGCAUGAAGCCCAGCAGGAUACUCCGUAAAUUAUUCCCGAGACCAGCCGAGACUCCGAAUUGGUGGAGUCAAGGCACGGAGAAGUACAUUUUUAUCGACGAGUCGGGAUCACUGCCUUAUUCACUGCCGAACUCCGAGUGCAGUAACAUCAUGAUGCGAUGCGCGGCUGGCGCGAGGUUAAUAAAAAUGGUACCGAGCUCGGAGUGCGUUCAACAUUGCAAGUCGUCCACGAUCUUACUGUCCGCUGGACAUGCACUAUGGUACAAUUGGUGGUAUUGGAGACCCGUGAGCUUGCCGGUGUACAACGCUACCGAACUCUUUAUCGGUUACUUAGCUUCCUUUUGUUAGUACAAAUUAGAAUAACGAGAGAUUAUGCUCGAUACACCAAAGCGAUUUAGCGAGUAGUAAACGAUAAAUAUUGUUUGAUACAAUUUACAUAAUGUUUUCCUGCAUGUUCGUUUUUAUUUCUUUCAUCUCGAACAUUGAUAUACACUCGCACUGUUAACACACACACACACACACACACACCGUGUCCCUUGUAUAUUCAAAUUUCCAAUGCAGUAUUAUUUUUCUGUUACAAAGAUGCAUGAAAUAAAAAGUUUACCUGAAUCUAUCAACGGAAUUAUCCGAGAUCAUUUUCGUUCCGGCGUAUGUAAUAUUGCCUAAAAUAUAAACACGUUUGUAACAGUCAUAAUAAAAGGAGUUGCAACGUU